AUGCGCCUACCCAGCCCACUAUACCUCCUUGCAUUGGCUACUGCAGCAAUGGCCUGCAACCCGGUUCGGCGCGACAUCGACGGCUCUGAGACUUUCAUAAUCGGCACUGAUGGCCCAGCACCAGCCGCGACUCUAGGCUUCGCCUUCAACCACAUCGGCCUGGUGACCACCCACCUGGACGAGAUGAAGGCCUUCUACGGCGACAUCCUAGGCAUGCGUCUACUCUUCGACGCACACAUCACACCCGAAUACACAGUGACAUACAUGGGGUAUGCACAAGGCGGACGGAACGGGACAGGAUUCCAGAGCGGCGCUGAGCUAGCCGCCGCAAAAAAUAAUCUGUGGGGACUGUUGGAGUUGCAGCAGUUCAAUGUCUCGGAUGAUCGGUUGGUUGCGUCGACUGAGAGGACGAAUACGUUUGGACAUGUCGGGCUGGUUGUUCCUGAUAUUGCUGAGGCGGAGGAAUGGUUUAGGUCUCGGGGUGUGAAGAUAUUGAAGAGUGUGACUGAGCCGUUGGAGGAGUAUACAGGGGCAGUGCCUAAUGCUUUUGGGCUGGGGGAGUUUGCGGGGCUGCAUCUUGCGGCGAAGAAGGCGCUUAUUGAUGCGCAGGGGCUUAUUGGGUUGGAUCGGUUCUUGGUGAUUGCUGAUCCGGAUGGGAAUUUGGUGGAGAUUCAGCAGCAGGAUACUUAG
Molecule: messenger RNA, 690 nt
Organism: Penicillium olsonii
Lineage: Eukaryota; Fungi; Ascomycota; Eurotiomycetes; Eurotiales; Aspergillaceae
Source: the annotation of a GenBank genome assembly